This is a messenger RNA of Prorocentrum cordatum, 13863 nucleotides long. The record is from the annotation of a GenBank genome assembly. NCBI's taxonomy places the organism in Eukaryota, Dinophyceae, Prorocentrales, Prorocentraceae.
AUGUACGACCUGUUUUACAGCGAGCAGAUCGACCGGUCAUCUGGGGAGGCGAUUCUGCUUUUCUUCGCGAACAUCUUGCACAGCGAGGCUGACACACAGGCCACCGUCUUGCGGGGGCUGAACGUGGUACCGAUGCUGUUGUCGGCCUGGGAGAUGGACUUCUCGGCACAUACCAACGUGCGCUGCUUGUCGGCAGUUCUGGCGAUGGCCCGCCGGAAGGAGCUCAGGUCGCGGGUCCUCGUGCACCUCGACAUGAUCAUGGCGAACAUGAACGUCAACCUCAGCUCGCCGUCGCGGGACGAGAACUUUUACUCCACCGCGGCGGUCCACUGCGCGCUCCUGUGCGAGCUGACGCGCUCAACCCCAGACAGCCACCAGCAGCUGGCUGACGCCAGCAUCAUCGAGGCCCUUCUCAUGUUCGUGACGCUCGCGGGGCGCGGCCCGCGCGACGAGGUGUGCGUCGAGCUGCUGCUUAGCGCGGUGUUCGGCAUCUCGACAAUGGUCGCCUCGCCGGCGGUCGGCGAGCAGUGCUUGCGGAGCAUGUUGUCGCCGGUGACCCGCAUGCAGCUUUUCCUGGGGUUGCUGCGGCUGCCUGCCGAGGCCAUCAACAGCAACUUCUACUCGGGCACCGUGGGUGUCAGGACCCUGCAGCGCACCGCCGCUCCAGACAUCACCGACGAGGAGCUCGAGGUCGGCGAGGUGGGAAUUCGGGAUUUCCUCAGCUACUGUGGUGUCAAGCCUGCUGAUUUCAUGUACCGGAACAUCAUCCGCACCCUCUGUAUCGCGAUUGCCAACCCAGAGCUUCGACAUCGCAUCCAGGACGCUACCUCGCUGCAGAACAUCGUUCCGACCUGCGUGUUCGCGCUCAACGGCACCUCAGACAUCUACUUGCAAGUGUUCGGCUACAUUCUAGUGGCCAUCUUCGGAGGCGAAAAGCAGCUCCGUUAUGGAUUUGUAAACUCUUCCGCUAUCAUCAAUGAGUUGCUCACGUGCUGUCGCCGCUACUCUGAUCCGCUGACCAGCGGCAUGGGGACUAGCGUGGAGGAGCAGCUCAAGAAGCUUGGCGGCGGGGGAGGCCCCUGGUCGCCGCAGUCCGUGGCCCUGAACCGCUACCUGCUAGCAAUGCUGGCGCUGACGCACCUGGCGGACCACAUGAGGAACGUGUACCGGCUGGAAGAUUCGCAGGAUGGCGAGCAGGAUGAGGAGGACAGGGAGGUUGACGGCGGCGCCGACGGGCCCGACGGCAAGUUGAGCUACUCUAAUUUGCGGUUCGUUGCUAGGCUGGCUCCUGUAUCUUUCCGAGAGUUGGAUCCUGACAUGUUGGUGAAGAACGGUCUGACAGAGAUACAGGAGUUCACUGCGUUGUUGCGUGUUGUAGUGGUCCACAACGCGCUCCUGACCCGCAUUGAGCUCGAGGAGCAGAAGAAAGGUGGCGAGGUGAAGCCAGAGUUGGUUGGAGCUGUGGCGCAGACAGUAGACAGUCUGCAAGAUGUCAAAACAGACGCGGAUCUGGUACCAGAUAUUUUGAAGCAAGAAUUCAAGUCUCUCCGGUCAGUGCAGGAGAAGUGCCUAGGCCUCCUGAACGUCGUGGACUGGUACGUGGGGGAGAACCGGUCACAGGCGUUGGUGGUGGCUAUCAUGGAAAGCCUCGGCUCCCUCUCGUGGCUGUGCCCGAUGAGCGUGGACAUGCCCCAGUCUGCCUACAGGAUCAUGGCGCACUGCCCAGAGUGGCUGCAGCCAGGCCUCCUGACCGUGAUGUGCAACAUCAUGUCGGACCCCUCGCGCAUUGGCAAGGAGGACGAGCGCCCCAUCGCCGACCGGAGCAGAAUGAACUUGAGGCUGGGCGAGGUAGAUUCGGACUACUUGUUCCCGCUACUCGCCACCAGUGAAGUAGGGAUUCGGCAACGCACCCUCGGCUUGCUUGCAAACCUGAGCACGCAUCCAGGCAUGCUCCGCUUCGUGGUCGGUUCAGGGGUCAUCCGGAUCUAUCAGGCGAUGCCAGACCGAUCAGAUUUCCUGAACAAGUUCGGUAUCAUAAUCGAGCAGAUGCGAAUUCUCGCCAACACCACCUGCCGAGAUGACAGCCACGAGUCCUUCUGCACGAUGGGCGUGAUCCAAUUCUUGCGCGACGCCAUGCGGCACAGUUCCGAUCUGCUCCACGCAGCAGCACCACUGGACACGAACAGGAAGGAGGCGGAGGAGCAGUUCGACUACUGCGAGAUCCUCUUUGGAGAGUACGACGCGCCGCCCCUGGGACUGCGCAUCCGCUGGGAGCAGCCACCAGUGCUGAACGAGAUUCUCCCAGACACGCCUGCCGAACAGUACAUCGACGCGCUGGCCGAGGGGGACGAGCUGAUCGAGAUCAACGGAAUCGACGUGUCGUACAUGGAGCAAGAAGACAUCGCGCCCAUGUUUCAGGACCGGCCGUUGAGGCUUGUCUUCCGCCGUCGAGUCGACGAGUCAGCACCAGUGGCCUUGGAAGCGCCUGCAUUGACGGCGAAGGGCGAUGCAACCCAGGAUUUCGGUGGCUUGCAGGUCGUUCAUGUGGAGAGCAUUGGCGUCUAUGGAGACCGCGACCAGUACCUUGAGUGUUUCAACCUGGCCGUGCUGGCGGUGCACAACAUUGCCACUGUGAGCGGGAAUCAUGAGAUGCUUUUCAACGAGCCGCAGAUUCUGUCCAUGUUGCUAGCGGCGAUUCCCAGUCAGGUGAUCUCCCCAGGGCUGAGGCGCCUGAUCUUCUCGGCGUUGACCUGCCUCGCCCAGGGUAAGGACAUGGCGGGACGAGUAUUCCAGGCGAUGUCCGACUAUUUCAUCUCUUGCGAGAAGACAGACCCGUCACUACAAAAAUACAUCAUGUUGUGCGCCAACCUGUACUACACGGGGAUGAGGCCCGAAGAUAUCAAGCCAGACCGCAGCAUGCUCGUCUUCGUGGAGCAGAUCUCCUUGGGCAGCCCCUCCAACGAGGCGAAUCGCGCAGUGGCGGAGAUCAUGCACGGCAUGGCGAAGGCGCCGAAGGAUUUGCGGGUCGACUUCGUUUCCCGAGAUUCUUUAGUGGUGGCUGUGACCUUCAUGGAGUGCAUGGAUCAGUGGGAGGUGCAGUCGCGAGCAUUCGAGUCUGUCUACUUCUUGACGAUGGGCGCCUGCGAUCCAGAGCUGUGGGUCUCCCUCGACUUGCUCCAGCGGAUGGCCAGGGCGGCCUCGAGGUUACAGCAGAAGUCCGUCGAUGACGAUGACGAGAUGCUGCGCAACCACGCAGAGGCGCUGUGGGAGAUCACGCUGCGCACCUGCGACAUCUGCCUCCAGUGGGAGUCGCUGGUGCACGAGGUGAACAGGUGUGCCGAGAUCGACCGGUACCUGGUGACCUUUUUCUUCGACGCCCACCGCUCCCGGCCUCUCAUGGUGAAGGUGGUGGCGCACUUCAUGGAGACCCUCAUCGACUGCUCGGAGGGCACGUGCUGGUGCCGCUGGAGGAACAUGGGGAUGGCAGACAAGAUCAUCGGAUGGUUCGCGGUCCAGAGCGAAGCCAUGAAGGGUGACGCGGGCGCGGCCCUCGCGAAGCAAAAGGUCAUGUCGCCGCUGGCCGCCGAGUUCCCAGUACCAGCCGGCGAGAGUGUGGACAGCAUGCUACAUAUGUUAGUGUCUGCCACAAGGGUAGACCCCACGACGACGGGCGUGCUGUUGACGGAGGGUGUGAUGUCUGCCAUGGCGCAGCGUAUCAUCGCCCACGCCGGCUUCUACAGGAAGCACCACGCCGAGCCAGAGACGAUGGAGAUGCAGAAGGCCAACGUGGCAUUCCGGGCCAUCGCGCAGCACCUCGGCGCUUGCAUCAACGAUGUCGAGGGCCUCACGGCGCUGAGCGGCAUGGGCCUGGAGGCGCACCUGGUCUCGCUGCUCGAGCUGCCCCCAGAGGACUACCGCACGCCCUCGCUGCUGGUCUUGGCGGCCCUGUGCGGUCACAAGGGGCCCUGUUACGCAUUGCUGAAGAACUCCAGCUUCGUCAAAGUGUUGCGCACAAUCGAGGCCCAGCUGGAGAGCCACGGCUCCGCGCUCGAGGCUGAGGAGCUGGAGUAUUUCGCCUGCAUCUUGGACAAGUCUUGUUGCCACCCAGAGCUGACCCAGAUCAUUGUGGGCAGCGUUUUCCGGCUUCUGUGCCUGCUCUGCGUGAAGGGUAGGACCAUACAGUGCCAGUUGUUGGCUUCCCGUGCGUUGGCGCGGUGCGCGCUCGCGAAGCCUGACAGCCUGCACGUUCUGACCGACCCGUCGCAGGGGCUCCAGUACCUGCACCACGUGAUGAGCGUCGCGUCGUGCUUGCGCAAGGAAGGCUUCGCAGACGAGGAGAGCCAGCACUCCAUCGACCGCCGCGCGAUGGUGGCCAGGGUCGCCCACUCGCUCGAGGAGAACCCGCAGGAAGGCCAGCUGGUGGACUACUUCUCGCGCGUGGCCCUCUGCGAGGAGAGGGCGGAGAAGAAGGCCUCGAGCACCGUUGCGCCGAAGGAGGUGGAGCUCGCCGCUGGCGGGGUGCUGAACAGCCUGAUCACGAUGCUCCACGUCCUCCUGUGCGUGGUCUUCCGGCAGGGCUCUGAGAAGGAGGCCGCGACGCUUGGCAUGCAGAUGGCCAUGGCGCGCGUGAUGGGUGCCAUCGGGCGGUUAGCCCUUCCAGACGCUGGGGAAGACGACGAAGAAGAGGCCGAUGCCGCGCCCGCCGCGCUUGCGGAGCUGCUGACGGGUGACAUCCGUGUCAUUUUCUACCUCUCGGCACUUCUGCGCGAGGUUUGCUCCCAGCCGUUCCGCUCAGGGUUCCUGGCGAUGGUGCGCACGCCCCCGUUCUUCUUGGCGCUCGAGGCUUGCGUGACUCUUGCCGUGCAACGUCUGCAGCGCGAGGUGAAGCGGGAGCCUCACAAGGACAUCCUCCGGCCGAAGGUCGUGCAGCAGGUAUCUGUGGAGUCGCCCAUGGCCGGACGCGUAGACAAUUUCAGCCUCGCUUUCGUGUUCGAGCACGUUUUGGUGUGUCUGAGGCACAGCUUGGUACAAGCCAUGUACGUGAAGGCCGACCCGGGCAGCAGCCGCGCGGACCCGUGGCAUUGGCAGGCGCAGGAGAAGUUGAAGGUGCACCUGGAAGUGAUGACUUGGCUGCCAGAGGUCAUGCGGCAGUUCGUCGACACUCGCGCGAUCAAGGUCGAGGCCGUCCGCUACCUGUGCGCUGUGGCCACCUUCUACGAGGCCCCGCAGGCCCAGCCCCAGGACGCGGACUAUCAGGAGGACGAAGAGGGUGAGGACAUCGUCCCAGCAAACCCAGAAGAGUCCGGAACAUCGGCUUACAGGUUGGCAGAGGUAUUCUCUUUGUCGCAUCCUGACGUGCUCGGCCUUCUCACGGAGGUGCUCGAGACCGACGAGGACCCUUGCACGCUCACUCUGGCCAUGCAGGGGGCCGCGAAUUUGGCCAGCUACGAGCGAAGGCGGCGGCUCGGCCACAGCCCACCCACGGAAGAGCUCCCUGUCGACGGGCUCACGGGGCUCGUGGCGGCCACUGUUCGAACGCUGCGCUUGGUCAGCUCCUGGCAGCCGGAAUACGUCAGCGACAUGCUUCUGAGCGCCAACAGGUUGAUAGGGCAGCUCCUUUGUUGCAACAACACUGCGAUGUCGAGCAGGCUCGUCACCCUCGACAUGUUCAAGGCCAUGCAGGAGAUGUUUGACGUUUUCCUGAAGGAUGCGUUCAAGUUGAAGACGAACAAGGAGUUCCAUCUGCAGGUGCAGAGCAACAUACAGCUGCUGAGGAGUUUCGUCUGCGCAGGCUGCCUUGCAGAGGUCGCCCUGGAGCAGGAAGCAGCCGGCGCGCGGCAACGCAGCUCCGACGCCCAGCGGUCUGCGGCGUUGAGCUCUUUAUCGACAGGCUUGGACGCACCAGAGUUGGUGAACUUGAUCGUGCUGACCGCCGGGACCCUUGUGGCAACAGGAGGCCAGGCACGGCAGUGGAGGAAAGGCGCCCACGAGGAGCCAGACGCCGUAAUCUCUUCUGUGUUCGAUGACGUGACCGCCAGUCUCCAGACCCUGCUGCGGCGCACCGACAUCAACGGCGGGAUCGAUUGGGACAGAGUGGAGCUUUUCAGAUUCGAGCAGAUGAUGAAGGACAUCCAGGCGCACCGCCGCCAGGUGUCAGGGAUAGUCGACGAUGAGGUGUUGCUCAACCUCUUGUAUCUGAUGACCAAACAGGGUUAUGUGUAUGGGAACCAGCAUUUUCCAGAUUAUCUGAUGGAAGUAGCCUAUAGCCAGCGCGAGAGUCAUACCACCAUGCAGGACAUCGCAGCCGUGUGCUUCGCGAUGGUCACCGCGCUGGGCAAGUUGCGCAACGGCGGGCAGAUCAAUGUCGCAAAUGUGGUCAAGAACCAUGCGGAAUUCGUCUUGUCGUUGGCCCAAGUCUCAGACCCACGUUUAAAGUUGUGGCACUACCGGCUUCUGACCCAGUGGACCAAGAAGCCGCACGUCCUUAAGGAGAUCUCUGCUGAUGCCGCUGCGCUUCGCUUCGUCAUCGACGCCCUGCUGGAUGAGAGUCUAGGCCGAUACAGCGUAGUGAUCCUGCACAACAUCAGCGUCCUCCGGUGCGCGACGGUGAUGAAGGGCAAGGGGCAGCUGGCAGUGGCGUGCGAAGCGUAUCGGCGCAUGGUGCCAGGCUCUCAGCAAGGGGACGAGGCCAACCGGCGGAUGCUUCGCAAGCUUGUCCUGGCUACUGUGAGGAAUGUGCUUUUCGGUGUGGAGGACCUUCAGACGGAGCUUGGGGAUGAGGACCUCGCGGCAAUAGUAGAGCUCGUGACGGCCAUAGAGGCGCCAGACGUGGCCAUUUUCAUGGCGAUGCUGAUGCACGUGUGCGACGGCUGCUCUGCGGAAAGAGCCGCCAAGUCGUUGGCGGGCCAUGGGGCACUGCUGGAGUUCCUCGUGCGCAAUGUCUACGGUUUCGCUUCCGCUUGCCAGCCCGGCGCGGGAGACAUCAUCGACGUGGGCAGCGCCCAGGAUCUCUACGGCUGCGUGAUGCAGCUGCAAGAGCCCCCCGCUCCCAGCGAGGGCGAGGGUGGCCUGAAGGAACCAGGCUCUCCCAGCCAGCAGCGCGGCCUGCAGCCAGCAGCCAAGGGGCUGACGCCCCCACCGGGGCCGACGUCUCCCGUGAAGGGCCUGGGCAAGAAAAUGACCCUGUACCAGCAGAGCAGGCGAAGGCGGGUAGCGACCUCCUCUGGCAUGCAGGUCGUCCAGGAACGCGUCGUCGACCAGGGCAAUGCCAAGGCUGGGAAAGGUGCCGAGAGGCAGCUGAAGGAGUUCUUGUAUUUCGCAAGCGUAGAGGUGCUGAGUCACGCCACUUUUGUGGAGGGCAGCGGCGGGCCGCUGGCAGAGGGCGACGAGGAUGGGCAGCCGGCGGCGGCGGGGCGCGAUUGCCUAGAGGCAUUAUUCGGACGGAACCCGAUCACCGCCUUUCUGAAGACGCUCCGGGAGCAGGUACAACUGCACGAGCGGAAGCGCGUAGUGUUUUCGGACCUUUUCAUGCACGUGUCCGCCAAGUUCAUAUGGCAUUGCUGGAGCAACCCGAUGUUCAGGCGGCAUAUCGACACGCCGCUUAACCUGGAGGCCCUGGCUGCUCUGACCCCAUUCUUCCUCGAGUGGCCCAAUCAGGAUGUCCAGGGAUUGACGCUCGAGAUCUGCUUGUACGCCGGGCUUCACCGGUACCCAAUCGUCCGAGACUACUUGUGCGAGAAGCACACCAAGUUCCCAGAGCUCACCGCCGCGGCCCUGGGGCACGCCAUGGUGGACCCGGAGGGCGACGUGGCCAUGAGGCAGGCCAUGCAGUACCUGAAGGUCUUCGCGCAGCUGCUCAGGAGCCGUUGCCUCAGCCAGAAGGGGCUGCGGCGCCUCGUCAUUAGCCUGCAGGGGGCCAUGCUGGCCUCCCGCCCGGAGGGCCUGUGUGCGAGUCUGGCCCAGAAGGAUAGCCAGCUGUUCGGCGAGCUGCUGGAGCAGCUGAAGACUUACUGGGAGGCGGGGUACGUGAAGCAGGGCAUGGCCGUCAUGAUCGCGCUGACCGUGGGGUCUCACUACAAGCCGCUGCAAGAGCUUGAUUCUUUUGUGUUGCACAUCCUGGAUUUUGCACCCUCACUGUUAGAGAGCGAGUUCGUACUUUUCUUUCCAGUGCUGUGCCGCUUGGCGUCGCUUGGUGGUAAGAGGAUCCAGUUGCCAAUGCUGCAGCGCAAGGUGCACGUGCGGGUGGCCCGCCUUCUCGAGAAGGCGACGGGUGAAUUGGAGGCAGAGCUGAAGAGCGGUGAGCCCGAGAAGACUCCUGGCAUCGCCGAGGGGGCAUGGAAGGAGCCCAAGCUCGGCGCACGACAGCGGAUCCAGUGGAUCCUCGCCUUCUUCGUCACCUUCGCGAGCGUCUGCGACCCCGAGGAGGGCGACAACGUCAACACGCACGCGCCGGACGUGCACUUUGACAGUUUCGUGUGCGUGGAUCUGUUGCAGAUUUUGAUGAGGAUCCUCCGCACGCAGCCUCACCCCUUCGAGGCGUCUGCAGCCUGCUUCCUGAUUAGCUGCGUGUCCUACGCGAACACCCUGCCGGCCUACAUGCCCGAUCUGUUGAGGGUCUCCGUUAAGGCUUUUCCAUCGUUGAUCGACGAGCCGACCGGGAAGUCGCGCGUGAGGUCGCCAACCGCCGAGGCUGGUCCAGAUUCCAUGCUGCACUUGCGCUUACCGUCCAGCCAGCGCAUGGAGCUCGGCCUGCGCCGCAGCUUCAUUCACCUGUUGGCGAAUGCAGGGUACUUACCCGCGUCGAGUCCUUCGCUUACCAGCAACGCCGCCGCGUUCAGAUUCUUGGUGGGCCUCGGGAUCGAGCACGGCCUCUACCAGGACCCCGCAGCGCCUCUGCACACGAAACUGUAUUGCUUGGCCCACAUGGUCACCAGGACCGACGACUACAAUGUGCUCUUCGACGACUCCGCGAUGGGCGGCAGCGGCCUGUUCGAGGUCCUGACGAGCGCUUCCAAGCAGGUGUUGGAGGAAGAUGCCGACGAGACGUGCGACCUCCGCGUGAUCUGGGCCAACUCUGUGGUGACAAUAGCGAGCAGUGCGGGCACCACGCUCCUGACUAAGCCAGAAUUCAGGGCCCUGCUGCUCACAGCCAUCGGCUUCGCCGAGACCAUUCUACACGAGACGUGUGGGCCACAAGGGCUCGAGGGUGGCUCCAAAGGCCUCGGGUUGGGUUUCGAGUUUUCGCGGAGCCUCCUCGCAGCUUUGCGGCCAUUGGCCCAGAAGGUGGAAUUCAAAGAGCUCCGGCAGCCCUACAUCCUGUAUCUACUUAGCAUGGCCAGCAGCGCGUUGUUGCCCAGCCUUCGCAACCAAGCGCUGGAUAACCUGCACAAUAUGAUCACCAAAUCUACCGCCCAGGAUCUGAUCGGCGCGCUGGUCAUGGUCACGUCCAGUGUGGAGACGUUCAAGAGGAUCAUGUGCGGAGGCAACGAGGAAAUGGCAUCAAGCUGCAUUCGGUGCGUGUGCUCGCUGGGAGAGCUGGCGGGCUACGAAGUCAACACACAUCUCCUUUCCGUGCUCGAGACCGUCAUCGAUGUGAUCGGCAAUCCGUCCAUGUCUGCCACACGCAUUUUGGGCCUUGGGGAAGCGUUCGUCUCCCUCACCAAGGUGCGGGCAUUCGAGGUCAUCGAUGCGAUGCUGGACGUCAAGGACCUCACCGCCUUCCUAGGGCUCGCACGCUCGUCCCAAGCUGUCCGCCGCGAGCUCGUCGGCCGAUGGCUGGAGACGUACGGCUCCUCACUGUACGAGGUGGACGAAGUGCUGGAGGUCUUCCGGUCGUCCACAGCGCGCGGCUUCCUCCACAUCGCGGCGCGGUGCACCCUGAAGCCAGAGGAGGCCCAGGAUUUCCGCCGCUUGGUGUUUGCAGCCAUCGAGAAGCGCGUGCGGGAGUGGCGCGGCAGCAUCUCUGGCCUGAGGGACUUCCUGUCGGAGCCACUCCUGAGCUCCAUGCUUCCCAUGUGCGAGCUACAGCCCGACCUGACUGCAGCAAUGGCUGCGCUCAUGCACUCUUUCAUCACAUGCGACGAGAGCUUCAUGCUGGACCGCAUCUGGAGCGGCGGACAUCUCGCGUGGUUGUGCCGCUGCAUGUCGCUCAAGUCCGCCCCGCAGGUGGUCACCAUGCGGAGUGCUGGUCAGACAACGGGCUCGGUGUCCUCCAAAAACUCCAAGACAUGGGAGAGACACGUAGACCUCACCGUGUCACAGAGCAUGAUCCUAAGGGUCAUCUGGGAGUUGUACAAGCUAUACCCCACUGAGCUGUGCGCGAAGGCGCUCAAGAGCGACUGCCUGAUCAAGAAUUGGCAAGAUUACAUCGCCUACUACUGCCACCAUGCCUGGCCGCUGCGAGAGUCGACGGAGAUCGAAGAGGCGACCACUACCGCCAUCAUCCUGGCGAUGCUGCUCGCGGCAAGGGUGUCUCACGACUCUGGGGAGAGUGCGAGAUCGCAGCUCAUCCAGCAGGGCAUGCUCGGACUGUGCUUCACGGUAAUGUUGCCGCCUCCGCCGGUCCAGAAGGCUCUGCUCGCCAGUAUAGGUGCGGCAGAGGAGACCCCUGGCGCAGAGGACGGCGAGCUCAAUGAGGUCUCCAAAAUGCCCGAGGCCAAAUUGAUCGCAGGCGACAUUGCCACUCUCCUGUUCAGGCUUCCCGACUCCUUCAAGCUGCUGAAAGCCAGGCACUUUGCCGCGGUGCCGUUGGCGAUGUUCUCACAGUUACACAGCUGGCGCCACGUCGUUUUCGAGAAGCAGGGCAGCUUUAGCGCGGUGGAAACCGUCAGCUUGCUUGAGCGGUGUGCCAGCUUAUACAUGUCCUUGGUGUCGUCUUUGUCUGUGGAGUGGUGCUUGGAGCACUUGGGGCUUCACCGCAUGAGUGUGAUGGGGCCACUUUUCCUAGACUUGUGGAGCCGCCACGGCAACCCGCUGCUCAAGCAGCACUCGCUUCGGCUGUUCACCAGCUUCUGCCAAGUGAGGGUCCUGUACGUACACUUCCUGACGCAGGAGUCCCGGGCAGACGCGUUGCAGCAGGCAGUACACCGCAUCUUCGGCGCUUGGGACGUGCGUGAGCUCAGGCACGUGGUGUGGCUUCUUGCGGCGUCGCUGGCGCACGCGCUCGGCAUCCCGGUGCUCCCUGACCACAUCGAAAAAGCGGUGAAGAGGGCGUUGCAGGACAGGGAUUGCGUAGAGCUUAGCACAGUGUCGGACAAUCUGGGCGCCGAGUUGGCCGACCAGAUCGCCUCGAAAAACAUGUUGCUCUCGACGUUUCUGACGCAGAUGAUCAGCUGGUGCGAGCAGCCCCCUGGUGACACUUAUAGCAGGUCUUGGUGCCUCUGGAUGGUGGCCGCUAUUCUGAAGCACGGGGAUGUGACUGGCGCCGCGGCCAUAAGGCGAGCCGGCGAGGAUGACCAAGAUGACAAGAAGAACCCAGAACCUACAGAGGAAGACAAGGAGCCGGACGUGAUCCUUGUGCUCCCGGGAAUGCCCGAGGAAGAGCACCUGCGCCGCCGCGCUAAGUUCGCGGCCGAACUGGCGGAGGUCGGCGUGAAGCCCGCUCAGGAGCAAGCAAGCCCCGACGGGAAGCCAGCGGCAGGCAAGGCUAAGGCCGCCGAGGCCCCUGAGGCCGCACAUUGCAAAACGGCCUGGCUACGGGAAACGCCUGCGCUCUCCGCGACAUUGGCCAGUAUGACUGCUAAGUGCAUCCAGAGCGACCGCAAGGAGUUCCGCAUGUUGGGGUGCGUGACUGCGGCGGCCUGCUUGGCCGAGCUGCCGUUCUCUCCCCCGCACUUCGCCGAGGCCCUCGACGGUGAAGUCGUCGUCAGGUGUGCGGAGUCCAAGGGAGAGCGGUCCUUGAACGUAUCGGCCUUAUUGUUGCUGUCCACCAUCUCCUCGUUCAGGUUGCCGCUCAAGGCGCAAAAUCUGUCCGAGGCGUUCCUUAAACGCUUCUUCGAGCUUCAGAGAGUCCUCUUGGAGGGUAUAUCUCGGUGCGGCGAGCACAGCUUCGGGCUUCUGGCCAGCUGGCUGGCGGAGCAGCCGCGGGGCGCCCUGCUCGAGGCGGACCUGCGCUGCCUGGCGGCCUUUGUCAUCGGGCAGUGCAUCGCCCCGCCCCCUGCCACGGCCCCGUCGCUGGACCUCGAUACAGUAGCGUCGGCCAGUCCAGCCAGAGUGCUAGAGGCAAGCCCGAUGGCAGCAAACAGGAAUGACCCUCCUGCUGUGGCGGAGUGCGGCCCACCACCGGCGCUGUUGUUGGACUUGCUCGCGCAGGGCGUGCGGCGCGGAGUGCGGCGACCGUGCCAGCAGAGCGUGCGCAAGCUGCAGAGCGGACGCGAGACGGGCCUUGCUCCAGGGCGGCUCGCUGGAAGCGAGCUGCGCGGAGCGAGGCAGAACGGCAGCGAGGCAGUUGGCUACGAGAUCAACCCGUACCUGUGGGGCCUCUCGCGGCUGCGCUCGCUGCGGGGCGCGCCCGGCGCGGGCUCCGCCGAGCUGCGGUGGGCCAACGCCUGGACCGCGGACCUCCGGGAGGUCGACGUCGUGACGUUUUACGGCCGCCCUGGAGACGGCUUGAUGGAGAAGGCUGCCGCAAAGUGCGAGGCCGAGCUGCCGGCGCAUGCCGCCGUGGUCAGCCACCACUUCCCCAUGCCGGGCUGGGAGCGGCUCUUGGUGCAGGACGUCGGAGGCAUCAAGCUGUACGACCUGUCGAGGCGCAGCAGCUCCAGGCGUGAGGCGGCAGACGAGCCGCGGCGCGGCGCGCACGGCGGUGCGAUCCCCUUCCCAGGGGGGGACAGGAAGCAGAGGCCGAGCGACUCGUCGGCUGCGGCGGAGGGCAAGGCAGGGUGCGGCCGGGGCGAGGAGUGCAGCGGCGGGCUCUGGCAGUGGAAUGCGGAGGGGAGGGAAGGCGCCGCCGUCAAGGUGAGCCCGGCCAGCCCCACAGGCGCGGCCAAGACAGAGGGGCAGCUGGCUGCACCUUCGAGCCUGAAGGAAUUGGACAAAGAUGGUCGCAGCGUGCAACCCGCGCCGAGCUUCACGCCAUCGGAGGUUGACCAGGCGCAGGCGAGCAUCACCGCGGAGGAGAUGGACCUUGAGGCUGCGAAGAUCAAGGCGCAACAGGGCAGGAGCCGACGACCAGGAGUAGCCGCUGAAAGCGUCGACAACGACAAGGUCCAAAACUACAAGAGACCUGUUCACGCGAAGGACAAGGAGACAGAAGCGAAGAUCAGGAAUAUCUUGCAGGAUAACAAGAAUUUGCAGGUGCUCUUCGGGCACUUGCAGGGCCAAGCCUUGACUGAUGUGAUCAACGCGUUCUAUCUCAAGGAGAUCAGCGACGGUAUCGACAUCAUCAGGCAAGGAGAUGAAGGCGAUUGCUUAUACAUCAUCGAUAGUGGCACCGUCGAGAUCUUUGUCCGGCGCGGCGAGAGCACCCCGGGGGACAAGGGGAAGCAGGUGCUGACGCUGGGCUCCGGGGGCCUCUUCGGGGAGCUGGCCCUGAUGUACGCUGCACCCCGAGCAGCCACAGUCACAGCAGCUUCGGAUACGGUGAGAUGUUUUGUGCUAGACGCGCUGGACUUCAAGAUGCUUCUGGCGCAGUCGAGCCAGGCGCAGUACGCCAAGUACGAGGGCUGGCUCCAUGAGGUAGAACUCCUGAAGUCUUUGAACCACUUCGAGCUGUCGAAGCUUGCGGAAGCCCUGCAGCCUGAGCAAUACAAGCCGGGCGACGAGAUAAUCAAGCAGGGCGACCCUGGGGACCGGUUCUUCAUCCUCGAGGAGGGGACUGCUGCCGCGUACAUCACCGGCGCCGAGGGCGAGAUGGAGGCGCCCUAG